UCGUGGUGCACACACAUGCCUCCACAAAUCAUUCUUGGCCCAAGAACAUGCCGUCUCCCUUCUCACCCCAUUCCUCAUAGCCGCUUCCCGUCCUCUCCCACGGUUCGGUGCCUAACACAAACUCUAUCUUGCCCCAUUUCCAUUUGAUCAUCGCAACCAUGUCAGCCUACUGCGGCAAGUACAAAGACGAGCUUAUCAAGAACGCUGCCUACAUUGGCACCCCUGGGAAGGGAAUCCUCGCGGCGGACGAGUCCACGGGCACCAUCGGCAAGCGAUUUGCCAGCAUCAAUGUCGAGAACGUCGAGGACAACCGGCGCGCCCUCCGCGAGCUCCUCUUCUGCACCCCGGGCGCCCUCCAGUACAUCAGCGGCGUGAUCCUCUUCGAGGAGACGCUCUACCAGAAGACCAAGGACGGCAAGCUGUUCGUCGACGUCCUCAGGGAGGGCGGCGCGCUCCCCGGCAUCAAGGUCGACAGGGGCACCGUCGAGGUCGCCGGCACCGACAGGGAGACCACCACCCAGGGCCACGACGACCUCGGCAAGCAGUGCGCCAGGUACUACGAGGCCGGCGCCCGCUUCGCCAAGUGGCGCGCCGUCCUCAAGAUCGGCGCCCACGAGCCGUCGCAGCUCGCCAUCGACCUCAACGCGCAGGGCCUCGCGCGCUACGCCAUCGUCUGCCAGGAGAACGGGCUGGUGCCGAUCGUGGAGCCGGAGAUCCUCGUCGACGGCGCCCACGACAUCGACCGCUGCGCCUACGUCUCGGAGGUGGUGCUCGCCGCGUGCUACAAGGCGCUCAACGAGCACCACGUCCUCCUCGAGGGCACCCUCCUCAAGCCCAACAUGGUCACCCCGGGCUCCGACGCCAAGAAGGUGGCGCCGGAGGUGAUCGCCGAGUAUACCGUCCGCACCCUCCAGAGGACCGUCCCCGCCGCCGUGCCCGCCAUCGUCUUCCUCUCCGGCGGGCAGAGCGAGGAGGAGGCGACCGUCAACCUGAACGCCAUGAACAAGCUCACCGCCAAGAAGCCAUGGUCGCUGUCCUUCUCCUUCGGGCGCGCCCUCCAGCAGAGCACGCUCAAGGCAUGGGCCGGCAAGACGGAGAACACGGAGAAGGCGAGGGAGGCAUUCCUUGUGAGGUGCAAGGCCAACUCUGAGGCCACCCUGGGCACAUACAAGGGUGAUGCUGUUCUUGGCGAGGGCGCCGCUGAGAGCCUUCAUGUCAAGGACUACAAGUACUGAUCGAUGAUCUGCAUCACCUGCUGCUUAUGGUCUUGGUACCUAGAGCGCAAUAUAUCCUUGCUUAUCUAAUUAAUUAACAGUUGUGUGUUCAUAAUCUGGAAACAUUUGAUGGAUAUCAAUUGUCUGGAAUUUUUUGCUUUUAUAUACCAAACAUUUUGUAACUA
Messenger RNA from Oryza brachyantha (malo sina), 1399 nucleotides. Its product is annotated as fructose-bisphosphate aldolase 2, cytoplasmic-like. The transcript has 2 exons. Gene Ontology annotation, biological process: glycolytic process; fructose 1,6-bisphosphate metabolic process. The coding region runs from base 159 to 1235 and encodes 358 amino acids. Gene Ontology annotation, cellular component: cytosol. NCBI's taxonomy places the organism in Eukaryota, Viridiplantae, Streptophyta, Magnoliopsida, Poales, Poaceae. Gene Ontology annotation, molecular function: fructose-bisphosphate aldolase activity. The record is from RefSeq and is a predicted model, not a curated record.